This is a messenger RNA of Gambusia affinis (western mosquitofish), 1564 nucleotides long. It is a transcript of the gene ankrd49, whose product is annotated as ankyrin repeat domain 49. The record is from RefSeq and is a predicted model, not a curated record. Lineage: Eukaryota; Metazoa; Chordata; Actinopteri; Cyprinodontiformes; Poeciliidae. The transcript has 5 exons. Gene Ontology annotation, molecular function: protein binding. The coding region runs from base 331 to 1029 and encodes 232 amino acids.
AGAAGACUGUUUUAAUUUUCUGUCUUUAAAAGCCGAUUGUGAGAUGUUGUAGGUGAAAUUAAGCAUCAACGACAUACUGAGCCGUCCAUCAAUCCAUUUUCUAACUCCAUAGUGGGGUCGGGAGGGUUGCUGGUGCCCAUCUCCAGCUAACGUUUCGGGUGAGAGGCAGGGGAAAACCCUGGACAGGCCGCCAGUCUGUGGCAGACACUGAGUAAUCAGGUCCUUAAAAGAACACAUCUCCCUCCUGGACAGUAAAGUUUCAGGCAGACUGACUUCUUCAGAGGAAGAUUUAUCAUUACGUCUCAGGCUCUUUAACAAACUCGGUGUGGAAUGGAGUUUCCAGAUGAUUUCAACCAGCUUGAGCUGCUCGACACCCACGGACACCUGAUCCCCAGAGGGCCCACGAGUUCCUGGACCGCGAGCAAGGACGAAGAGGAGGAGGUGGACGAGGAGACGCACAGCGAGGAGUGGUAUCAGGAAAAGGAGGACGCACUCAAAGAAAACCCAAAGGAGCUCAUUCUCUGGGCAGCAGAGAACAACCGCCUCACCACCGUCCUCCGUUUGUUGGCUGCUGAUCCUCUGCUGGUUCACUGCUGCGAUGAGGACGGCUACACCCCGCUGCACCGUGCGGCGUACAGCGGCCAUAUUGAAGUCGUGAAGGCUCUCCUGGCCGCCGGCUCCGUGGUAAAUCACCGUACGGUCGACGGCUGGACGCCCCUGCACAGCGCCUGCCGAUGGAGCCACGUCGCCGUGGCGAGUUGUCUCCUGCAACACGGCGCCCAGCUGAACGCCCAGACCAACGGUGGCCUCACACCGCUGCACCUGGCCGCCUCCCACUCCAACUCCUCCAAACCGAACAUGGCACACAUUUUAGAGUUCCUUCUCUCCAAAAGGAAUCUGAAACCGGCGCUCCGCAGCAGCAGCGGGGAGACGGCUGGCGAUGUAGCCCGACGUAGUGGCCCGUAUUACUUUUUGUUUGAGAUGGUAGAGGACUGCGUUAACGCGGUCCCAGCUGGUACAGCAUCUUAAUCUGACUUGUUUUUAUGGAUUAUUCUAACUAGCUUUUAUGUUUCUUUGAGAUAAAGAAUCGCCGCAGCAUGAUGCGUUACCUGGGGAUGGUAUGUUUAGGGUGAGAUUCAGUGUUUUCUGCCUCAGCUGAAACUCUUCAUGUGGCACAAAAGUGAAAUUUUGUCACACUUUCAACACUUUUACUGAAUGUCUACAGGACUAAACUUUAGAUUUCUUUGUUUUACCGAUGGAGUUUUCUUUUUCCACUCUUUCUAUAAAGAGCAGGUUGGUGGAGAGCACAGCAGAGCUGUAUCCUUGCCAUCUAUAGUAAGCACUACUUUUGUUAGUGUCAUGUAAAAUCUAAGAAAAUUCAUUUUGUUUCGAAUACAAACUGUGAAAUGAAUAAGGGGCACGAACCCUUCUGUAAGGCACUGUAAGAUAUGUGAUUCAGUCAAAGUUGGGUCAAUCUGUGAAUGACCCAACAACUUUGUUGUUGCAGCUGCAUGAAGGGUUAAAUGUGGUUAAAUGAAGCUACAAAUAAAGAAUUGAAAUUGAA